GCAUACCUUUUGGUCUCAUUUUCCGAAGAUACUAACGGAACAAAACGUAAAAUGGAUUUCCCGGUUUCUUCUGAUUCCAGUUGAGGCGGCACCAACCAUUUGCCCAGAGCGUUUGGGAACGUCUGCUCUGCGCCAGGUUUCACGCACCGCACCAUUCUGUUCGGAUUCGAUCUUUCGCGGCCCGUCGUCGAAACAAAAAGUCGUCAAUCCGAUUCGAUUCGAUUCGAUUCAGUCCGAUCCAAGGAUUUGAUUUGAUGUCACUGUGUGCUCUUACUAUACCUCUUGCCCCACGUUGCCAUUUGUGCAAUCUGCGAGUGGGUGUGGUGUUUGGAUUUAUUUUGUCGACUACGAAAGACGACGCCCACCAUUCUUUUGGACUAUGCAAUUCGCGGAUACCAAGACGGAUAGCUCCCAGAGAGGUACGUGCAGACGCAAGCAGUUUCGAAACCAGAUUAGCCGGGAAGAAAGAGGAACUGGAGGUGGUGCGGUUGGGCGAAACAACACGGCACGAUAUGAAACGGCACGAAAGAAAGAGGGUGACGAUUUUGGAGAAGGCGUCUGUCCAUGGCAUUUGCAUGCCCGGGCAGAGUAGAAAACGAGAGAGACACCCGAAGUGGUGGACGGAGUCAAAUUCCACUCUUUGGGCCACACCAUUGUCUUUGACGCAGCGCCUUUUGAUAUCCGACUCUUUUUUUCGCGUGUGACUGUCUACGCCACAACGUACCCGUACCGCAUUCGUUCCCGUCUUCGGCUGCCGUGAAAAAGUCUGUUCCAAUCGACCACAAUGACUCACAACAGUUCUGCCGUUCUCGCAAUUUUUCAAUGAUUUAGAUUAGACACCCUUGCACAACCCUGGCGACAUGGAGAGAGAAAAGGGACCAAUCGUUGGCACUAGGAAAGCCGAGAUCGAUGUUUCAGUAUUGGCUCUUCACUGUGCGAGUUCCCCGGGGUGCUUGCUUUCCCGAAAAGAUUUCUUAGCGUUGUAUCACGGACAGAUAGUAUCGAAAUAGCUUUUGACCCCCAAAGAGCUCUUUGUGCUUGACGAACCAAGAAACGAACCACACAGCCAGCAUUGGUCACCCUUUCCUUCCUAUCAGAAAGAGAGAAGGAUGACCCUAGAACUAUUGGUGGGGCUCCAAACACAAAGUAGCAAGAACCGCAACAAUGCACUACUAGUAAUAGUAGGAGUCACUACAUAUACAUUA
Pseudo-nitzschia multistriata is the source of this 1205-nucleotide messenger RNA. NCBI's taxonomy places the organism in Eukaryota, Bacillariophyta, Bacillariophyceae, Bacillariales, Bacillariaceae. The record is from the annotation of a GenBank genome assembly.